AUGCGCGUCAUCGCUGCUCUCGGCCUCGCCGCCCUGACCGGUAUGGUCUCGGCUCACCCCCACGGCCACGCUCACCACCACGACAAGCGUGCUGUUGUUGUCGACGUUGUCACCGAGGUCGAAUGGGUCACCAUCCACCCUGGCGACGUUGUCGCUGAGCCUACCUCCACUGAGGCUGCCGUUGUCCCCACCUCUACCAGCGAGCCCGUCGUCCAGGUCGCUGUUCAGGUCGCCUCUACCAGCUCGACCUCCAGCUCUUUCGUUCAGCCUACCCCCAUCGUGACCCCCACCUGGACCACCUCGUCUUCCGUUGUCGCCAGCUCCACCUCCGACGUCAUUGAGACCGCCACUGCCACCGGCGGCUCCGGUGUCAGCAUCGUCAACAACCUCGGCACGACCGUCUACCUCUGGACCACCUCCGAAACCUCCGGAGACAUGGUCACCAUCGAAGAGGAUGGCUCCUACACCGAGGACUGGCAGAUCAACUCCGACGGUGGCGGUAUCUCCAUCAAGCUGUCCACCUCUACCUCCGAGUCCUCCGUUCUGCAGUUCGAGUACACCAAGGAGGACGAGACCAUCUGGUGGGAUAUGUCCUCCAUCAACCUGCUGAAGACCUCCAUGUUCGUCGAGAAGGGUUUCUCCGUCACCUCCAACGAUGCCUCUUGCUCCACUGUUACUUGUGAUGCUGGUGAUGAGGACUGCUCUGAGUCUUACCAGAUGCCCGAUGAUGUUGACACCCGCAGCUGCUCUUCCAGCGCUGCCUUCACUCUUACCCUCGGUGCUUGA
Messenger RNA from Penicillium pulvis, 786 nucleotides. RefSeq lists its product as uncharacterized. The coding region runs from base 1 to 786 and encodes 261 amino acids. The record is from RefSeq and is a predicted model, not a curated record. The transcript has a single exon. Lineage: Eukaryota; Fungi; Ascomycota; Eurotiomycetes; Eurotiales; Aspergillaceae.